CUUUCAUCAUCAUCCAUCUCUUCAGUUUAAUUUUUCAAGAACCCUGUCUAGUUAUGGCUCUUUUUUCUUCAUAUUCUGUAAUCUUUCUUCUUGCCUUGUCUGCAAUUGCCCACUCAGGAUUUGCUCGCGAUUUCUCAAUUGUGGGCUAUACCCCAGAAGAUUUGACAUCCGAUGAUAAGCUCAUUGAUCUCUUUGAAUCAUGGCUUUCCAAAUUUGGAAAGGUUUACGAUAGUAUUGAAGAGAAGUUGCUGAGGUUCGAUAUUUUCAAAGAUAACUUGUUCCAUAUUGACGAGACUAAUAGGAAGGUAACAAAUUAUUGGCUUGGACUCAAUGAGUUCGCAGAUUUGAGCCAUGAAGAGUUUAAGAAGAUAUAUUUAGGAUUGAAACCUGACUUGUCUAAAAGAAGACAAUGUCCUGAAGAAUUCACUUACAAGAAUGUAGAGAAUAUUCCCAAGUCUGUAGAUUGGAGAAAGAAAGGAGCUGUUACUCAAGUCAAGAACCAAGGAUCAUGUGGUAGUUGCUGGGCAUUUUCAACUGUAGCUGCAGUGGAAGGCAUAAAUCAGAUUGUCACCGGAAAUUUGACGUCUUUAUCAGAACAAGAGCUAAUAGAUUGUGACACAACAUACAAUAGUGGCUGCAAUGGAGGAUUGAUGGAUUAUGCAUUUUCCUAUAUAGUCGCCAGUGGUGGACUUCAUAAAGAAGAAGAUUACCCAUAUAUCAUGGAGGAGGGUACAUGUGAUAUGAGAAAGGAAGAAUCGGAGGUAGUGACCAUUAGCGGGUACCAUGAUGUGCCCCAGAACAAUGAACAAAGCUUGCUAAAGGCACUUGCAAACCAGCCCCUCAGCGUCGCCAUUGAAGCCUCUGCUAGAGACUUCCAGUUUUACAGUGGGGGUGUUUAUGAUGGUCAUUGUGGAACUGAUCUAAAUCAUGGAGUGGCAGCCGUGGGAUAUGGAACAAGCAAAGGCUUGGAUUACAUCACUGUUAAAAAUUCGUGGGGAUCUAAAUGGGGAGAAAAGGGUUACAUAAGAAUGAAAAGGAACAUUGGCAAGCCUGAAGGAAUCUGUGGAAUCUACAAAAUGGCUUCUUAUCCCACUAAGAAGAAAUGAUUCUGUUUUCUUUGAAGUUCCCAUUCUUAUGGGUAAAGCCAUGUUAUGGAGUGGUUGUGUCGUUUAAUAAUUUAGUAAACGUUUGGAUGUAAUUCUUCAACUUGGAAGCAAAUAUUAAUUUGAUUUCAGAGUUCAAUUUAAUUGUCC
Messenger RNA from Jatropha curcas, 1253 nucleotides. RefSeq names its product xylem cysteine peptidase 2 (gene XCP2). NCBI's taxonomy places the organism in Eukaryota, Viridiplantae, Streptophyta, Magnoliopsida, Malpighiales, Euphorbiaceae. Gene Ontology annotation, biological process: proteolysis. The record is from RefSeq and is a predicted model, not a curated record. Gene Ontology annotation, molecular function: cysteine-type peptidase activity.